AUGUCAUCGGCGUCGGCAUCCGGUGCGGAUGUCAAAAAUGGCGCGUCAGCACACUCGAGAGAACACAAGCAAGGAAACCAAGACCGCAAAUACACAAUUGAACAGAAGGCCGCAGUGAUUAGAGUACGGAAAUGUGCGACCACGGCCUACUACGAGAUCCUAUCCGUGGAAAAGACAGCGACAGACUCGGAGAUUAAGAAGGCAUAUCGCAAGCUUAGUUUGUUAACACAUCCGGAUAAGAAUGGUUACGAGGGGGCGGACGAAGCCUUUAAAAUGGUUUCCCGCGCCUUCCAAAUACUUUCAGAUUCCGAUAAGAAGAGCAAAUAUGACAAGUUUGGCGGGGAUCCAGAUAAUAGAUUCUCUGGGGCAUCUGCAUCCUCACCUUUCGGCGGGUUUGGCGGGUUUCCACAGGGGCGAGGGAACAUGUAUGAAGACGAAAUUUCCCCUGAGGAACUGUUCAAUAGGUUCUUUGGCGGAGGUGGCUUUGGACCGUUUGGCGGAGGUAUGUUCGAAGCCGGCCCAUCCUUUGUGUUCAAUAUGGGAGGCGGACCGGGAGUUCGUGUACACCAGUUUGGAGGCGCACGGCCACGAAGAAGACCCCGCGAAGCGAACCAGCAGUCUGAUGCAACUCCUGCAAAUGGCCUUUCGUCUCUUUCACAAUUCCUUCCUCUCUUAUUACUAUUCCUUUUCCCUCUCCUCUCCUCGUUAUUCUCAGGUUCCACUUCUCCCGGCCCUUCUUUCCGAUUCAAUACCCCCGCACCACCACAUACCCUACACAGGAAAACUCCGAAACUAAAAUUGAAUUACUACCUUAAUCCGAUCGAAGUUGAAGACUAUAGUCCGCGAAAACUACGCCAGCUAGACCAGAAAGUGGAAAUUGACUACGUAUCAAACCUGCGGUAUGAGUGUGAGAGUGAGGUCAGGGCAAGGGACCGAAUGAUACAAGAUGCUCAGGGUUGGUUUUUUCCAGAUGUGGAGAAAAUGAAAGAAGCUCGAAAGCUGGAGCUUCGAAGUUGCAAGAAACUGGAGUCUUUAAACAUUUAA
Ophidiomyces ophidiicola is the source of this 1044-nucleotide messenger RNA. RefSeq names its product Chaperone protein dnaJ (gene HLJ1). Gene Ontology annotation, cellular component: endoplasmic reticulum membrane. The transcript has 3 exons. Bases 1 to 1044 code for a protein of 347 amino acids. Lineage: Eukaryota; Fungi; Ascomycota; Eurotiomycetes; Onygenales; Onygenaceae. Gene Ontology annotation, molecular function: Hsp70 protein binding. The record is from RefSeq and is a predicted model, not a curated record. Gene Ontology annotation, biological process: cellular response to misfolded protein.